Messenger RNA from Macroventuria anomochaeta, 648 nucleotides. RefSeq lists its product as uncharacterized. NCBI's taxonomy places the organism in Eukaryota, Fungi, Ascomycota, Dothideomycetes, Pleosporales, Didymellaceae. Bases 1 to 648 code for a protein of 215 amino acids. The record is from RefSeq and is a predicted model, not a curated record. The transcript is spliced from 2 exons.
AUGGAGAACCCAGUCAAGGAGAUAGCGGGUGUGAUCCACCUGCUCACACAAUCUCCACCUUCUACCCAGCGGCAGACGAUUGAUACUUACUUCACGCCCAAUGCCUCCUUCACGCAUCCGUUUUGCCGUACUGGGAAGUGGCCGAACUCAAGAUUGUUAGUUGCGAUCAUCUACCGUUGGUACAAGAUCAUGAGCCCAAGUAUAGACAUCACAGUACAAAGUGUCGCGUUUGACAAACCGAACCUCAUCCUAUACGUGUCCAUCUUCCAGAUCUUCCGCAUCUGGCUGAUACCCUUCUACUACGCCCCGGUGUACCUGACCUCAGUCAUCAAGCUCGAGUACAAUGACAACGACGAGAAGUACUACAUCGAAUCGCAAGACGAUCUCUACGCCAUAGACCAGUGGAUACGGUUCAUCGCACCAGGAGGCUGGAUACUGGUAUACCUGUGGCAGUUCUGGGCCUCCUUCUUUUGUGUCAUUGGCGCCAUUGUGCUACACCCCAUAACUCUUCUGGAAGAGCGCUCCAGCAAAGGCGAUGGAGGAGAGGUCGAAUGGCGGAGGAAGAAGGAGCAGGUUGGACGACUAGAUGGCAUGAGCGCGGAAGAGGUGUUGCAGAGAACGGAGCUGAAGGGCAGGAUCAUUGGUUGA